AGCUGACGACUCUGCAUGGCAAAAAAGAUGUCGCGUUUUGUUGGGACAACGAUUUUGCUGGUGCUGCUGCCAGCGCUAGCUCUGUGCAGCUACCCCUGGCCGGACAAUGUCACACAACACAAAGGCUACAUCGAGGUCAACAAAACGCACGGGGUGAACCUAUUCUACUGGUUCUUCGAGAGUCGGAGCAACCCGGCCAGCGAUCCUCUGGUCGUGUGGCUGACUGGAGGCCCAGGUUGCUCCUCUGAACUGGCUCUCCUGACGGAAAAUGGGCCCUUUCUCAUCAACGGAACAGCGGACCCCGUCUACAACCCUUACGGCUGGAAUGCAGUCUCCAACCUCCUGUAUGUCGACCAGCCUGCAGGAACCGGGUUUUCCUACGUGACAAACCCGCUCGGCUACGAGACAAACGAGCGGCAGAUAGCCACGGAGCUGUGGGAUUUCAUUCGUCAGUUUUAUCAGCUUUACCCCAAGUACUCCACCCUGGAUCUCUAUAUCUUUGGAGAGAGCUACGCUGGCCACUAUGUUCCGGCAACAGGGCAGGUUAUUGUUGAGAGCAACUCUAUCUAUGCCAAGAACCUCAAGGGUAUAGGCAUCGGGAAUGGAUGGGUGGACCCUUUGCUCCAGUAUGCUGAUUACUCUAAGUACAUGUUGAUGGAGGGUCUCAUCGACCAGUCCACAGCAGACGCAGCUGCUGACCUGUACACGGGUUGUAAGGAUCUUAUUGACUUGGGGCUCUACGGCCCUGCCUUCUUUGAAUGCCAGUUUAUUGAGAGUUUUGUACUUGGAGCUGCGGAGAUAAAAGCGGGACGAAGCAUCAAUGUGUACGAUAUCCGUGAGAAGUGUGAGCAUCCCCCACUCUGCUACAAUAUGGACAACAUCACAGAGUUUCUAAACAAACCGGAGGUAAUGGAGGAUUUGGGGGUCAAGAGGAAGUGGGAGGCCUGCAGGAAAAUUGAAGAGCUCUUACUGAUAGGUGACUGGGUGCACAGUUUCCAAAGCGCAGCUGGGAUCGUUCUCGGCCACGGACGACGGGUGGUCGCGUACAGCGGAAAAGACGACUUCAUAUGCAACUACCUCGGAGGGAAGGAUUGGGUCGAGUCGACAAAAUGGAGCGGGCAGGCAUGUAUUAUCAUCUAGCAAAGAUAAUUAUGUGCACGCACACACACACUCACACACACACCUUCUCGUCUUUGUAUUAUAUGCCGCAGACUCUUUUUGGUUUUGGAGAUUGUAGCAUUACUAGGAGAAGAUAUCUGUUCUGUUUGGCUGAUAAACCUGUUGUACCUGGCUAAGUGUUAAGUAUUGGACAAUAAGGCAUCAAUACUCUGGUGUGUUACAACUACUCAUUAUGUGUUGCUCUGUAUUCUGGCAGUCUGCCUUUGACAAUGCACCGUUCAAGAACUGGACGGUGAGUGGUCACCUGGCAGGCAGUGUGAAGACUGGAGGAGGACUCACAUUCAUAGAGGUUGAGAAUGCUGGUCACAUGGUGCCAAUGAACCAGCCUGAGGCGGUGAGUAGGGCUUCUUAAAGAGGUAUAUACUUCACGUGCUCCCUAUACCAAAAUUGCAGCUACUAGCUAAAAGUCACGUCUAGUAUGUCGUACUGUCAUGUGUGUUUGUCUUUCUUUCAGGCUCUGGUCAUCUUGAACAAAACCAUACAUAAUAUGCCAUUUACACCUAACUAACAGUAUAGUCGAUGGACCUGCAGUAUAUUAGCAUUUUAUGCUCCUACUAUACAUUGUUGUUGUAUGGAAUUUUGAAAUAGCUUAUUAUGAUGUCGCAUGCCUUGUAUAUUAACUUGUAUACAACUGCGUGAGGUUAAGUGGUUU
This is a messenger RNA of Geodia barretti, 1831 nucleotides long. The record is from the annotation of a GenBank genome assembly. Lineage: Eukaryota; Metazoa; Porifera; Demospongiae; Tetractinellida; Geodiidae.